AAAAGAUACUUUGACAGUGACAAUUAGUCACUUUUGCCUAAACAGUGUUUGUCCACGAAACUAUUGAAAUACUUUCAUUUUUGUUGUAACAUAAUAUAUUCUAGUAUAAAGAAAUCAUGGGUUGCGAUGGAGGUACUAUACCGCGUCGAGAUGAGCUCGUCCGGAUGAAGAAAAAGCCAGAACAGAAAGAUAAAGAUGCGGAAAGAUCAUUUAAGUGGAGAAACUGUGCGUUAUCCCAGCAACCACUCCAGACUCCAGUUGUUGCUUGUGGCCUAGGCAGGCUGUACAGUAAGAGCUCUGUCAUUGAAGCAUUACUGGACAAGGAAACUAAACCAGAGUCCAUCAACCACAUCAAGAACCUUAAGGAUAUCAAAGAUCUGAAUCUGGUGAAGAACCCUGCAUACACAGCAGCUGACCACACUGAAGGUGCAGUUGGUGAGGGUAACGCCCCCUACAUCUGCCCCAUCAGUGGCUUGGAGAUGUCCGGCAAGUUCCGUUUUGUCUUCCUCUGGAGCUGUGGCUGUGUCCUCGCAGAAAGGGCACUUAAAGAAGUCAAGCAGAAUCUGUGCCACAUGUGCCAGCAGCCAUUCACUGAUAAUGAUGUUGUCAUACUCAAUGGAACUGAUGAGGACAUUGAAAAACUCAAGGAAAAGAUGGCCCUGCGUGUUGCCAGUAGGAAAAGCAGUAAGAAAUCGAAAGCAGAGAAAACAGAAAAAUCAGAAAUCAAAAUAGAGCCAGCCACACCAUCAUCAUCAACACAAAAUGGAACAGAAGGAGUUGAAGUUAAAGUUGAAAAUGAAGUGAAAGAGGAACCACAAGCUGGGCCGAGUUCCAGCCAAGCUGUCAAGAAAGAAAUUGAGACUAUCCCACUGUCAUUACCAAAGUACAACCCCAAUAAACAGGCGCGGGGUCAUUUCGGAUCGACGAAACGCGCCAACCCCACUGAACUGGCUCAGGACCCGUCGUACAAGAAGACUAAAAAAGACUACAGUGUAGCUAAGGACCCACAGACCAGUGAAGUCUACAAGUCACUGUUCACAUCACAUCAAACUGACAAGAGUCAAAAGAGAGCUCACUGGGUCACUUAUAAUCCAUUCUACAAUUAAGUUAGCAUAAGUAAUUUAAUGUCGUGAUGGUUUUCUGAUUUUCUAUCGUAUUUAUAAGUGCAAUGGUGCACAUUCCCAACCAGAAUAAGCAAGUUAAAAUCUGACUUUAUCCUUUGAGAAAGACAACCAUUUUAUGACUGUACAAUAUGUACUUUCGUAAUUAGAGACGCUAAUAAUAAAGAGAGAACUUUGAUUCAAAAUACUAGAAUUUUGACUCCAAGCCCCUGUGAGCAAAAAGCAUGAGUGAUGAUGAGAUUCUUCCGAUAUUUGAAAAGUUUUUUUAUUUAUAAUUUAAAAU
Trichoplusia ni (cabbage looper) is the source of this 1404-nucleotide messenger RNA. RefSeq names its product protein RTF2 homolog. Lineage: Eukaryota; Metazoa; Arthropoda; Insecta; Lepidoptera; Noctuidae. Gene Ontology annotation, biological process: mitotic DNA replication termination; site-specific DNA replication termination at RTS1 barrier. The transcript has 4 exons. The coding region runs from base 117 to 1106 and encodes 329 amino acids. The record is from RefSeq and is a predicted model, not a curated record. Gene Ontology annotation, cellular component: nucleus.